Molecule: messenger RNA, 366 nt
Organism: Fusarium venenatum
Lineage: Eukaryota; Fungi; Ascomycota; Sordariomycetes; Hypocreales; Nectriaceae
Source: RefSeq, a predicted model, not a curated record
AUGCCGCCACAACAUUAUCAUCUCUUGCUUCACGCCGGUGAGAUUAACGCUACUGCUUACAAUCUUUGGCUCAACGACGACCACGGCGGUCACUUUCUAUUCAGCAGUGUCAAUAAAGCCAAGUACACGGACCUGGUCACCUUUUACAUUCCUUUGACCGAUCCCUCCGACAAUGUCCCCGAGAGACUCAUCGAAGGUUUCGGCGGAACCAAUGCUGGCAAUUCCACUUCGAUUGACUUUUAUCCACGACCCGUUCUGUUGGAUUUAGGCAUAGUCAUGAGUCCACUGAGUCAAGACAUGAUGCUUCGCGUGAUGACGAGCCUGGACGGCGUUAUCAAAAGAAAAUGGUGCCAUGGUGCCUUGUAA